Messenger RNA from Sinocyclocheilus grahami, 4561 nucleotides. RefSeq names its product inward rectifier potassium channel 2-like. Gene Ontology annotation, biological process: potassium ion import across plasma membrane; regulation of monoatomic ion transmembrane transport. The record is from RefSeq and is a predicted model, not a curated record. Bases 2065 to 3714 code for a protein of 549 amino acids. Lineage: Eukaryota; Metazoa; Chordata; Actinopteri; Cypriniformes; Cyprinidae. Gene Ontology annotation, cellular component: plasma membrane. The transcript is spliced from 6 exons. Gene Ontology annotation, molecular function: inward rectifier potassium channel activity.
UUAUAAGCAUAUUGUACUUGCUCUGAAAUUGCGAUAUGCAAACAUAUGCUGAUGAUAAUAUGAUACGUUACUGUUAGUUUGAGGGGCAAUUGCAUGAAACAAGGACUACGUAGAGCGUUAGACUGAAAAGAUGCAGAGAGGGAGAGGAUGCAGCUCCCACUGAAGAAGUUUUUCGUGCUUGCUGGUGAGCUCGCGUGUAGCAGAGCGCACGGAGAGCGCCCACGCAACACUUCCACGCGCCACAAAGCUUUGUAAAUGAACGCAUCCUCACGCAGGAGCCGCUUUAUCUUUAAUAGCAACUGAAAUGAAAACAGUUCUAUAUAAAAUAAAAUAGAAACUGAAAAGACGUCACGCUCAUAUGGACUAUAAUUUGAUGACAUUUGUGCACGAGCCGCCGAUUUCUGCUGACUGGAAGGGCAAAUAAAGAAGACACAGGAUGAUCUAUGCACUUCAUUAACUGUCAGCAUAGGAGUUAACAGAGACUGUGAUGUCCUCAACGCAAAAACCGCAGAUUCAAAUAAUAAGGAAUGUGACAGGGGCCUGACAAACUAUUCUUGAGUUGUAUUUGCCAUGGAAAUAUUCUACCACAAAUUUCAAGGCCAGCAGAUAUUUAAAGAUGAAACCUUGUGCACCUCUCACUUUAAAAAUUUUCUUUCUCCAUGCUCACAUUUCUUGAUUCUCUUUUGAGUGUUAUAUUUUCCCAUUUCAUCCUUGGAUAUGUUCCUGUGCAAGUGGUCUUUUCAUGACUAGACAGCUUUUUUUAAAGAUUCUCUUUUCUAUCACGUUUAUUAAGCCUCAAACUACAGGUUUCUCAAAGGAGGUAUAUAAAAAGGCGACAUUUCACCAAUUGCAUGUGUUUUGUUGAUGACCAAACUGCACUUGGACUCUGAGGAAGAUCUCAAAGCAUCGCCAAGCUUUUUAAAGCUUUUGGAGAGAUCAAAGUGAAUCAACAGGUCAUAAUUUAUCUCACUCUGAACCUCUUACUAUUGUAAUGUGUGCACUUUCCUUGUCAAAUUUUGAAUAAUAAUUCAGUUAUAGAACUUCAAUUAAAAUGUCCCUUUCUUUUGGAGAAAUGAGCUCUUGCUGUGAGGCUGGAAAAUAUGUUGAAAGCAGACUGGAGAUGGAAACAUGACUGUGGCAGAAUGUCACUUUUGACUGUUUGAAUUGUUUUGAUGUCUAAUAUGAAAUGGACUUGUUCUGUGUUCCAGAGUUAUAUUUGCUCAAUAUUGAAGACAAAGAGGUCAUAUUUGUUAGGAAAUGUUGACCAGUUUUCUUAUUAAUUGCAUGUCUCUCUUGUGUCUUUAAACAUCUCACAAUUUAAAUAGGGAAAUGUGAAGAGGUCCUAAAGGGAAAGCUUGGUCUGUAUAUGCAUGCUGUUAUUUUCAUUCAUUUCAUAAUUUAUUACACAAAUAUGUUUUAGACAAUUUAAUGCAUGUCAAACUGUUCUUUUCCGUUUCCCUCUAUAUGUUCUAAAGCUUAAGACUGAGGCUUGUUUAUGUUUUUCCUUCACGUUCUAUAAGUUCAUCCUUCUGCUCUGCCUGAGCUUUUGCCUUGUUUGUUUGUGCCUUUUAGUUGCUCACUUUCUUAUGAAUUUGCUAUACGUUAAGCAUAGACCUAAAGCAGCACCGUUUUCCUCUGUCUGGUCACUGCCCACCACCUAACCUAAGCAAAACUAUUGCUAAAACUGAAAAACUGCAUUGAAACUGGAUUCUUUAUUCACUGCAUGCAUCUAACAACUUUGAAACUUUGCGUUCAGUAAAAUCAUCCAGACAGUUACCUAUAGUGGACAUACCACUCAAGUAGUGACUCUUUGAUGAUGUCAGAGAUGAUUUCAAAUGCGAUUGUGUUCCGUCUCUGGGCAAUGAUUGGCUGCCGGGAUCUGAAUGACAAUAAGGACUCUUUCAGGCCAUAAGCCUCACUGUGGAAUACAAUUUACAACUCAUAUUUUGGAUAUAUAUUGCUGCAUCCAUAUUUUUAAUCCACUUUGACCCUGGAUUUAUCUGGCAAACUACUGAACGCUUAAUUUCUCCCAGACUUUUUGUAGUCGGCCUGUGGUUGCCAAUAAUGGGAGCUGCUCGGGUGAAGCGGCGUUUCAGUGCAGUUGUGGACACCCCUCCGGACAAGGAGGAAAUCAUGAGGCUGGCGCAGAGUGAUGAUGCCACUUCCUCCCAGUCAGGCACACUUCCUUCACCCAACUGCAAUGGCAAAGGGCUCAACCUUCACGAUAGCAAUGGAGGAAGGAGCGGAGAGAGGGAUGAGGAUGAUGAUGAUGCGGAGGAUGACGAUGAUGAAGAAGGGGGAGGGAGGAGGGGAGGAGGAGGAGGGUGUGGCUCGGCGCUUGGGGGGGAGUCUGGGGCAGAAGUGAGGUGGGAGAGGAGCAAGAGAAAGUCCUCGUCUUCCCUCUCGCCUUCAUUGCCCCACGAACGCCGCGGCCAGUCCCGCCGGCCCCGAAGGCGCUUUGUAGGCAAGGACGGGCGCUGCAACGUCACCUUCGUCAACAUGAGCGAAAGGGGCCAGCGCUACCUCACCGACCUCUUCACCACCUGCGUGGACAUCCGCUGGCGCUGGAUGCUCGUGGUGUUCACCCUCUCCUUCUUGCUCUCCUGGCUUCUCUUUGGUUUCAUGUUCUGGCUCAUCGCCGCCGCUCACGGGGAUCUGGCACCCCCGGCAUCAUCUUCCUCUUCUCCUUCAUCUGUUUCCUCCUCUCUGGCUCCUCUGGAACCAGUAGAGGAUUCCAGCCGGGUGGAGACGGUGGCAGAGACGGUGGCAGAGACGGAGGAACGCUGCUUUCAGCAGGUGAACAGUUUCAUGGCGGCGUUCCUCUUUUCUCUGGAGACGCAGACGUCUAUAGGAUAUGGCUUCCGGAGCGUUACCGAGGCCUGCCCCCUGGCGGUGCUGGCUGUCGUGUUGCAGUGCAUUGUGGGCUGCAUCAUCGACGCUUUCAUCAUCGGGGCAGUAAUGGCUAAGAUCGCCAAGCCCAAGAAGCGCAAUGAGACACUGGUGUUCUCGGAUGUGGCCGUGGUGGCCAUGAGGGACGGGAAACUCUGCAUGAUGUGGCGAGUGGGAAACUUGCGAAAGAGCCACCUGGUGGAGGCCCAUGUGCGAGCACAGCUACUGAAGCCACGGGUGACCCCUGAGGGUGAGUUCCUGUCAUUGGACAAUGCAGACCUAAACGUCGGCUUUGACACAGGAACAGAUCGCAUCUUUUUGGUGUCACCUGUGACAAUUGUGCACGAAAUUAAUGAGGAGAGCCCCUUCUUUGAAGCGGACAAACGUACACUAGAGGGAGACAAAGAGAUGGAGGUGGUGGUGAUUCUGGAGGGCAUGGUGGAGGCCACUGCCAUGACAACCCAACGCCGAUCUUCAUACCUGGCCUCUGAGAUCCUCUGGGGUCACCGCUUUGAACCUGUGCUCGUUGAAAGGAAGAACUGCUACCAGGUGGAUUACUCGUACUUCAACAGGACUUAUGAGGUCUCGGACACGCCCACCUGCAGUGCCAAAGAGUUAGACGAGAAAAAGUACAUCCUGGGCUCCCGUUCCUCCUUCUGUUACGAGAACGAGGUGGCUCUGCAGCUCUCCUCUGUCCCUCCCUGCCCUGACCAGUUCUCUCCAUCCCCCUGUUCUUCCCCCUCUCCCUCAGCCUCUUUUGUUCGGCCCACACCACCAUCUCGACAAGACUCCUGCAGUGAGCACCCACACCCACACAUACACUGAGCCAUGCGGCUGAGACGAAAGGGCACGGGGGAAAGCAGCGGUCAAAGAAAGAAAGGGAGAUAGAUAGAGAAAGAAAGGGAAAGGGUCAGGAUGGAGGGAGGAGUUGGAACCGGGGGUAGGGAGAGAGAGAGAGAACCAGCAAAUGGACAAAAGCUGGAAAGACAGACUUGGACAGGGGACCAAGGCAAAGAGGACCAUAAAGGCACAGUUUAGGACUGAUUAAUGACAAUAGGUCAUGCUUAAGAUGGGCUGAGAAAAGACAGAAUGCACAAAAGAUGGAGAAUAGAGAAGGGAAAGGGGCCUCUCACCGCCUGGGAGAAAAGAACGAAAGGGCAAUAUAGUGGGGUGAAUUCACUAAACGGUUGCGCCAGUGCAGUAUUUCUGCACGCAUCUUAUUUGCUAACCCAUUGGCUAAUUCCCUUGAUCUUUUGACAUAAUAUGAGAGGUCAUUGUACUAUAAAAACAUCCUGUACGUUUCAGAACUCAAAACUUUCUCAUUAGUCUAAAAACAGCUUACUAAAGCCAAAAUUAAAGCCAAACUGCCAAAAAUGACAGGUUGUGGAAUGUGCCACUUUAUGACGUAAUAGUGUGGCUAAACCCCGCCUCCGCAGAAGAUCAACGCCUGCUUCUACAUCACUGCCUGUUUAGCCCCGCCCACCAAUUCGCAUCUGUAGUGUACAUAAUGAGAGAGGCAAACGCAGGUCUACGCAGAAACCAAGCGAUAAAGAUGCUCCAAAGACAGCAAGACGCUGUGCAGAUCAGGAAGAACUUGAUCCUUUGUUCACAGAUUCAUAGCACAAUUCGACGCAGGAUUUUUAGAAAGAUAGAAACUAAAAGACGAUGCUGU